This is a messenger RNA of Penicillium riverlandense, 1128 nucleotides long. RefSeq names its product mannosyltransferase complex subunit MNN9. The transcript has a single exon. Gene Ontology annotation, biological process: cell wall mannoprotein biosynthetic process; protein N-linked glycosylation. The coding region runs from base 1 to 1128 and encodes 375 amino acids. Gene Ontology annotation, cellular component: mannan polymerase complex. Gene Ontology annotation, molecular function: alpha-1,6-mannosyltransferase activity. The record is from RefSeq and is a predicted model, not a curated record. Lineage: Eukaryota; Fungi; Ascomycota; Eurotiomycetes; Eurotiales; Aspergillaceae.
AUGGCCGUCGCACGCUCGAUGCGACGAACGAGUCCCGUCAGCCUGGUCUUGGCGGCUCUACUAGCAUUCGGGUUCAUCUGCUUCCUACUCUCCCCAUCCACUCCCUCCUCCGCGGUCUCCUCGCGCCAGCGCCAACAAGACGCCGCCGAACAUCCUCUCUCCCCGCCGACGAAACCCUUCUUCAAAUCCCAACAAUUACGCAGCGAUGGCGUGCAGGCCGCCCCGCCCGUGGUGCACUACAACCUCAACACCCUCACCAGCACAGCCGACUCCCGCUCCAACAACGAGCGCAUCCUCAUCCUCACGCCCCUCUCGCGCUUCUUCCGCGGAUACUGGGAUAACCUCGUGAAACUGAACUACCCGCACGAGUUGAUCUCGCUGGGGUUCAUCGUCCCCAAGACGAAAGACGGCAAUGCCGCAGUCGCAGCGCUGGAGAAGGCCAUCGCAGAGACCCAGAACGGGCCGAUAGACGCCCGUUUCGCAAGCAUCAGUAUCCUGCGGCAAGACUUCGAGCCGCCGCUCACGUCGCAGGACGAACAAGUCCGCCAUCAGCUGGGCAGUCAGAAACUCCGCCGCGAGUCCAUGUCCCGCGCACGCAACAGCCUCGUCUUCACGACCCUGGGCCCGUCCACGGAGUGGGUUCUCUGGCUGGAUGCAGACAUCGUGGAGACGCCUCCAACUCUUAUACAAGACCUAACGAGCCACGAUCGCCCCGUGAUCGUCCCCAAUUGCAUGCAGCGCUACUACGACAAGGACGCCAGGCGAUGGGCGAUCCGACCCUACGACUUCAACUCGUGGAUCGAUAGCCAGGUCGCACAGCAACUCGCAGAAUCUAUGGGUCCGGAUGAGAUCCUGCUGGAGGGAUAUGCCGAGCUCGCCACCUACCGCACGCUGAUGGCCUACCUCACCGACGGCGUGAACCUCGAUCCGCGCCGCACAAUCCCACUAGAUGGUGUUGGUGGCACGGCGCUUAUGGUUAAGGCUGAAGUACACCGCGAUGGGGCCAUGUUCCCUGCGUUCCCGUUUUAUCAUCUUGUUGAGACGGAGGGGUUUGCGAAGAUGGUCAAGAGGUUGGGGUAUGGUGUUUUUGGGUUGCCUGAUUAUUUCGUGAGUGUUUCCAACAUCUAA